AUGGCUGCGCAAGUUCCACCCAAGUGCAGUGACGCUACCAACGACAAGUGCGACCCCGUCACGGCUGUCGGUGGCGACGCAGGACGCAAGGCCAGCACCCACGAUAGCUCAGGUGUCUCCGGCGGCGGCACGACCACCGGCAGCGCAGUGAACAGCAGUCGUUCAGCAUCGUACAGUUACCUCUUCACGUCCGGAGGACAGCGGUACAAUCAACCCGUCGCGAAGAAGAGGACACGGUAUUCACCCGAGUACAUCCCGAGGAAGAACGUAAAGAAGGCGGAGGGAGCGGAGAAGGACAAGGCGGUGGAGAAGGACAAGGCGGCGGAGAAGGACAAGGCGGCGGAGAAGGACAAGGCGGCGGAAAAGGACACACGCUAG
Paraphaeosphaeria sporulosa is the source of this 378-nucleotide messenger RNA. RefSeq lists its product as uncharacterized. The transcript is spliced from 2 exons. NCBI's taxonomy places the organism in Eukaryota, Fungi, Ascomycota, Dothideomycetes, Pleosporales, Didymosphaeriaceae. The coding region runs from base 1 to 378 and encodes 125 amino acids. The record is from RefSeq and is a predicted model, not a curated record.